Messenger RNA from Cucumis sativus (cucumber), 1059 nucleotides. RefSeq lists its product as uncharacterized. Lineage: Eukaryota; Viridiplantae; Streptophyta; Magnoliopsida; Cucurbitales; Cucurbitaceae. Gene Ontology annotation, molecular function: protein binding. The record is from RefSeq and is a predicted model, not a curated record. Bases 215 to 886 code for a protein of 223 amino acids. The transcript has 2 exons.
UACAGAAAUCCUUUAUUUCAACCUUCAAAGCCUGUCCCCAACUAGAUUCUUCCCUUGCAGUUAUAGCUAACCCCAUCGUCCAUGUUAUAUCUAAGCCUUUUUCACCCCUUUCUAACACACACAUACACAAAGUGAUCUCACACAACCCUUUUGAAAUCAGAACUACAAUAGAUAUAUCCUCUCUCUCCUUUCGUUUUCUCUCUGCAAAUCCAAAAUGAAGAGAAAAUGGGAAGACCCACAAGGAGACAACUUCAAUUCUCCAACUGAUAAUAUCGAGCUCCACCUCGAGACUCCAUUGCCUUUGGAGUGGCAACGAUGUCUAGAUAUUCAGUCAGGAGAGAUACAUUUCUUCAACACAAAGACUCAAAAGAGAACCUCAAUGGAUCCAAGAAGAAAUAAAUUAGAGGGUCCUACUACUACUCCUAAUAGAAGCUUCCAUGCAAGUGAUCAUCAAGCCUUGAGCCUGGACCUUGAGCUCAAUCUAAAUUGUCAAUCAAAGAAGAAGAUCAUGAGCAAUAAUAAUGAUGAUACUGGUGGUGGUUUGCUGAAAUUACAAGCAAAUAAUUAUGGGAUCAGUUGUCCAUGGCUAAGAUUUGAAAGAGAGCAACAAGAAAUGGUUGCAAGAGUUUGCAUGCAAUGUCAUUUAUUAGUUAUGCUUUUGAAAUCCUCACCUACAUGCCCAAAUUGCAAAUUCAUACACCCAAUAACAGAUCAUCAUCAGUACCUCCAAAAUAACCCUCCAACUACUACUACUACUACAACAACAGCAACAACAACAACCUUCUUUUUACCUAAUUCUCUCCCUACUGAGAAUAAUAAUAAUCAUCAUCAUCAAACUGAGUCCUUAAAGAGUUUCUUCCCAAAUCCUAUUCAAAAUAAAGUUUAGUUCAUUUCUUUUCUUUUCUUUUUAUUUAUUCAUUUAGUAUUUUAAUUACAUAUAUACUGAAUUAUCAGGGAUAUAUGUUUAGAGGUAAAACCCCUUUUGUUUUCGGGAAUGUGUAAUUAUAUAUAUGAAAAAAGAAUCAUUACAUUACAUUGGAUCAUCAUUGAUCAUGGUUA